CUCCCAUUCCAUUUUCGAUAGUUCAACAUUACUUGCGUACAAAUUUACUUUACAAAUAAAUACCUUCAACUAUAAAUGACAAACUCCAUACUGAGCUUGAAGCUUUUGGUCAACAAAAAAGAUCGCAAAAUCGUGUUUGCUGAAGCAAACAAAGACUUCAUUGACUUCCUCUUUUACAUGCUCACAUUACCUAUCGGCGCAAUCAUGAAGCUUCUCGCAAAUGAGACCUUAUUGGGCAGCCUAGGAGAUCUUUAUCAAAGCAUCGACAACCUAAACGACGUGUAUAUCUUACAAAACAAGACCAAAGACACUGUUUUGAACCCAAAACUAUCUACCCAUGUUCCUCAUCUACAAGAUCUCCUCUUAUUACCAAUCGAUCCUCCGACCACCAUGGAAAGAAAGUUUUAUAGAUGUUCGGCCUCUAACCACCGUUGCAGACAUGUCACCGAUGAGCCAAAGACCGUGUGCCCUAAUUGUCGGUAUCCCAUGUCGGAGGAGGUGGCUUAUGUUGGUCCAGAUACGUAUAAGGUGGCUGCAAUAGUGUCGGCCAGAGAAGUUGGUUUUGUGAAAGCGGUGGUGACUUAUAUGGUUAUGGAUGAUCUAUCCGUGAAACCUAUGUCCACCAUUUCCACCAUAACUUUGCUCAAUAGAUUGUGUAUCAAAGAUGUUUGUGUUCUUGAAGAAAAGGAAGUCCAUUUUGGAAUUGCAGAGGGUUUAAAGCUACUAAAAGCCUCGCUGGAAUGCAAGAAUGUAUUAACUCGUGUAUUCCUCGACUCUGAAGAUCAUGUUGAAAUUGUUUGAACAAAGAUGUAUUAUAUAUGUAUAUAUAAAACCUUGACGACUAAUAGUUUAUCUCAUGUGAAUAAUUAGACUCCAUUUCAUAAACCUUCAAGCACAUUGACAUAUUUGCUCUGUAUGACUAUAUGUCGUGUUAAAUACAAAAAUGAACAUGUAUGUGAUACGUUAUAUAUACUCCGAGUUAACGAUGU
Lactuca virosa is the source of this 989-nucleotide messenger RNA. The record is from the annotation of a GenBank genome assembly. NCBI's taxonomy places the organism in Eukaryota, Viridiplantae, Streptophyta, Magnoliopsida, Asterales, Asteraceae.